Molecule: messenger RNA, 817 nt
Organism: Camelina sativa (false flax)
Lineage: Eukaryota; Viridiplantae; Streptophyta; Magnoliopsida; Brassicales; Brassicaceae
Product: agamous-like MADS-box protein AGL61
Biological process (GO): regulation of transcription by RNA polymerase II
Molecular function (GO): protein dimerization activity; DNA-binding transcription factor activity, RNA polymerase II-specific; RNA polymerase II cis-regulatory region sequence-specific DNA binding
Source: RefSeq, a predicted model, not a curated record
UCUUGUCUCCAAUAUGGUGGAUGUUGGAGAAGCUUCAACUAUCACUUGCUUACCGCCCGCGAAACAAAAGCCCCUUCGAAACCCUAACUUGCUUGCCAACCAAAAAAAAGAGACUACACCAAAAAAGCCUCGAACCACCAAAGGUCGACAAAAGAUAGAGAUCAAGGAGAUCGAAGUUGAGAACCGAAGGCAAGUGACGUUUUCGAAACGCAGAUCCGGUCUUUUCAAAAAAGCCGCCGAGUUAAGCGUUCUCUGCGGCGCACAGAUUGGUAUCAUAACGUUUUCACGCUGCGAUAGGAUCUACUCGUUUGGUAACGUGGACACACUCGUCGAUAAAUACAUUCGCAAGACUCCGGUGAUGCUGAGGACGAACCCCGGAUGUGACGUGGCAGCAGGAGAUGAGAAUCACGACGGUUUGAUGUGGUGGGAGAGAGCGGUGGAGAGUGUAGCGGAGGAGGAUAUGGAAGAGUACAAGAUGGCGUUGAGUCUGUUAAGGGAGAAUCUACUGACGAGGAUCUCCCAGAUGGGUAAUGAUCGGACGGUUGAGAAUCUUCCGGCGUUUCCAAAUGAGAUGGCAAUGGCUGACUGGAAACUGUCUAAUGAAAGCCUGAUGGCUAGGAACGAUCGAAGUUAUCUAGGUAACGAUGCUGGUUUGGAUCUUGCGGUUCCAUUUAUGUCUCCAAAACCUAGACAGUGAAGUGUUUUCUUUAAUUUAUUACUAUUACACUUUGGUUUUAUUACAUGUAGAUAUAGGUCGAUUCUGAAUUAUAUGAAUUCGUUUAUCUAAAUUAACUAAUGCUUUCAAGUUUUAGAUUGA